Messenger RNA from Aspergillus tanneri, 1245 nucleotides. It is a transcript of the gene sfh5, whose product is annotated as CRAL/TRIO domain protein. Lineage: Eukaryota; Fungi; Ascomycota; Eurotiomycetes; Eurotiales; Aspergillaceae. Gene Ontology annotation, cellular component: cytosol; cortical endoplasmic reticulum; plasma membrane. Gene Ontology annotation, molecular function: phosphatidylinositol transfer activity. The transcript has 2 exons. Gene Ontology annotation, biological process: regulation of exocytosis; Golgi to plasma membrane protein transport. Bases 1 to 1245 code for a protein of 414 amino acids. The record is from RefSeq and is a predicted model, not a curated record.
AUGUCGGAUAAGCAGGAGAACCCCAUUGAAAAGGUUGCUGAAUCAACCACGGCUGCUCCCGCCCCCGUUCCAGAGGCUCACCCGGACCAGAACCAGGAGGAGUCAGCUCAGAAAGAGACCACCCCUCUUGCUGCCACCACAGAGCCUCCUGCGGUGGAGGCUGCUGCCCCAGAGACCUCGGAACCCGGUCCCGCCAGCACGGAGGAGCAGAAGGAUGAAAAGCCCGCGGCGAACAAACCGGCUUAUCUUGCCAACAAUCCCUCUCUGGGCCAGUUCUUCGAUCGGCUGCCCUCCAUACUGUCCACCACGAGCCAUGGUGAGAUGUGGGGGGUCCCGCUCAAGGAUGCCAAUGACGUGCCUACUGUCAAUGUGCUGAUCAAGUUCCUGCGUGCCAACGAGGGCAAUGUCAAGCUGGCAGAGGAGCAGCUGACCAAGGCCCUGCAGUGGCGCAAACAGACGAACCCCACGGCGUUGGCCGAUUCGGGUCGGUUCAGCGCCAGCAAAUUCGCAGGAUUGGGAUACUUGACGACAUACACCGAGGCCGAUGGCAAGGAGACCGUGGUGACCUGGAACAUCUACGGUGCUGUCAAGAGUAUCGACGAUACCUUUGGGAAUAUGGAUGAGUUCGUUCAAUGGCGUGUUGCGCUCAUGGAGCUCGCGGUCCAGGAGCUCAAAAUGGCCCAGGCUACGUCGGUCAUUGAGUAUGACGGAGAAGAUCCAUACCAGAUGGUCCAGGUCCAUGACUACCUGAAUCUCAGCUUUCUACGACUGAACCCCAAUCUUCGGGCUGCCACCAAGAAGACCAUCGAUGUGUUUUCCACAGCCUAUCCCGAGCUGCUGCGAGAGAAGUUCUUUGUGAACGUGCCGGCCAUCAUGGGCUGGAUGUUCGCCGCCAUGAAGGUCUUCUUGAGCAAGAACACCACCCGCAAGUUCCAUCCCAUCUCCAAUGGAGCCAACCUGGCCCGUGAAUUCUCUCCCGCCGUGAAGGACAAACUCCCCAAGGCAUAUGGUGGAAGUGGCCCCGCUUUGCUGGCGUCUGCUCGAACAGUGGCGGUGGAAGAGAACCCUCCGGCUCCUGCGACCCCUGAUGCGGGGAAAGAAGCAGCCGAUGAAACCCCCAAGAAAGCACCAGCUCCGAACGCUAAGCCCGCCAAGGCAGGCGAAGAGACUACGGAGAAGCCGACCAAGGCGGAUACUGCCGUCACCACCCAGGAGGCGCCUGCUGCGGCGGCUGAGGCCAAAUAG